Molecule: messenger RNA, 1446 nt
Organism: Lotus japonicus
Lineage: Eukaryota; Viridiplantae; Streptophyta; Magnoliopsida; Fabales; Fabaceae
Exons: 1
Coding region: 1-1446 (481 amino acids)
Source: RefSeq, a predicted model, not a curated record
AUGAGUUUGAUUACUUCCCCCGUGGAGGAGGACUGUGUGGAAGAAGAGAGGGAUGCUUCUCUUAUCGUGUUUGAUGAUGCAGAUGUGGCUGAGGCACUGGGAGAUUAUGUGAACUGCCUGGUGGGGCGCUUUCUUACUGACAAGCCUAUCCAUAGAGGAUCUCUCCAGAGUGCUUUAGGCAAUAUAUGGUGCAACCCUAGAGGCUUUAGGGUUGAAGAAAUUAAUAGCAAGGUCUUCCUGUUCCACCUUGAUGAGGAGAAAGACGCAAAGCGUAUUCUGCAAGGCUCGCCAUGGGUAUUCCGGAAUUCAUGGUUGCUCAUACAGCCCUGGAACCGACAUGUUGAGCCAGUUGAUAUGGCUUUCAACUCAGUUGCGAUUUGGGUGCAACUAUGGGGUUUACCCCUCCAUUGUCGUACUCUGAAAAUGGGCACGAAGGUGGGUUCUGUCAUUGGUGAAGUUUUGGAUGUUGACUUGUUCGAGCUUCCAGAUAAGCGUGUCAUUGUCAAGGUCCUCGUGGAGAUGAAUGUUAUGAAGCCGCUGCUGUCAGGAAUAAACGGUGGUAGCCACAAGGACGGAGUGUUCUGGAUCGAUUUCAAGUAUGAAAAGUUGCCACAAUUCUGUUUUAUAUGUGGCCGGAUUGGACAUGGUGACCAAUUUUGUCCAUUGAAUAAUGAUGGGGAGCCUCAUGACCUUGUGCAGAGGAAGUACGGGCCACGCUUGAGAGUUUCCAUGUCUGGUCGCAGGUUUUUGAAGAAAUCUGAUGCUGCUACAGGGGCGAGGCAUGGGACUCGAGGAGAACGGACAGUGAAUCGUGAUGUUGCACCAGAAAUUCUCGAGCGUUUUGCUCGAUUGUCUGUGGCGGGGAGAGGCGGUGGAAGUUCCCCUAGUGGGGCGGUGCCGGUUACUGAAAAUGUAACGGUUACCGAGCCCUCUCCACCUACACCCACGUUGGGUGAACGUGGAGGUUCAGACCUUGAAAACCUGAGUCGGUUGGAGAAAAACAAACUGCUGUCAGUUGGUGGAAAUUGUGGGGGAUCAUCAUGUGAUUUGGAGGCAGGUGGCACGCAUAAGAAGAAUGGAGAGAACAACAUGCGCAUACUUAAGGAACCGUUGACCACUGUUGAGGGUCCCACGAAAAUUCUUGCUUCACACAACAAGGUAGCUGAUGAGCCCCUACAUUUUUCUACAGUGCAACCUGACCCACAAAGUGAGCUCAGUGAAGAUAAUCCGAUACCUCAGCAUUCUCUACGCCGUUUCAAAAAACUGGGUAGAGAAGUACCCUCCAAUGACUCAAAGGAGCAUAAGGUUGUGAUAAAGGAGAGUAACAAACGACAAAUGGAAGACUCAGAGAUGAUGCCGACCCAAAUUUCUGAGUUUCCAGUAGAGAAAAAACAAUGUGUAUUGCCAACGGUGGAGGCUGGUAACCAGCCCCGCCGACAGCCAUGA